This is a messenger RNA of Tachysurus vachellii, 921 nucleotides long. RefSeq names its product ventral anterior homeobox 2 (gene vax2). The transcript has 3 exons. Gene Ontology annotation, biological process: brain development; neuron differentiation; central nervous system development. The record is from RefSeq and is a predicted model, not a curated record. The coding region runs from base 1 to 921 and encodes 306 amino acids. Gene Ontology annotation, molecular function: DNA binding; DNA-binding transcription factor activity, RNA polymerase II-specific. Lineage: Eukaryota; Metazoa; Chordata; Actinopteri; Siluriformes; Bagridae.
AUGUUUGACCAAGCUAAGAGUAUGGGCGAUGGAGUCACCGAGAACCGAAACCACUUUGGACCCAAUUCGUUGCGCCGUGACGGCGGUGGAGACGCUAAAACUCUGGCGGAAGUGGGAAGCCGCAGUUCCGGCGACGCUCAUGCGGGGACAUCCGCGUCCACCCCGAGCUCCUCCAGCGAGGACGGACACGACAAACUGUUAGGAGUGGACCCUGACUACUGCCGCAGGAUUUUAGUUCGAGAUGCUAAAGGCACUAUUCGUGAGAUCGUUUUGCCUAAAGGCCUGGACUUGGACCGGCCGAAGCGUACGCGCACCUCUUUCACUGCCGAGCAGCUCUACCGGCUCGAGCUUGAGUUCCAGCGCUGUCAGUAUGUAGUGGGGCGAGAGCGCACGGAGCUCGCCCGCCAACUGAACCUCUCCGAAACUCAGGUGAAAGUCUGGUUCCAGAACCGACGUACCAAGCAGAAGAAAGACCAGACCAAAGACUCAGACAAGCGAACUUCAUCCACCUCUGAGUCACUGGCUACAUGUAAUAUUCUGCGUCUGCUUGAGCAAGGGCGCUUGCUGUCAGUGCCUGCACCUCCUCCAAACCCACUGCUUGCACCGCCACAUGCUGCAAAUGGCUCACUCCUUGGAGGACCAUCUGUGUCUUCCUCUCCUGGGGUAAGCAGUACAGUCACAACUCCAGCAAUUGUGGCUAGUAGUGCGGGAACUUUUGGCCUAUCGCUUUCCUCACUCGGUGCUACGCCGCCCUCACCAAGGCUUGGGGUAGCACCCCCAUCCCUUUUUUCCAUGCCACUUAUGAGUGGUGCUCAUCAUGAACUCACAACAAGCUAUGGGUGUGGAUCAUCAGCUUUUGAGCCCUAUACAAGGACAGAGAGAAAAGAUGGAGACUUGGGAGCAAAGAAGACAGUAUCCUAA